UUAUACGAAAUAUAUCAGAAUAUUUUUAGCUUAUAGCAUACAUCUAUUUGCACGGCCUGCAGCAAAUCCUAAAAAGCCGCCGCUUAAAAAUCCUAAUACAAAAAUCUCCCCCUUUUCUCCCACUUGCCUUUCCCCUCUUUAAUGGCCGCCGCAACCACCUCUCCCGCUGCCGGCCACCUCGCUUUUCCCCAAAACCCUAACCCUAAUACCGCUCGUCUAUCCUUCCCCGCCUCCCUCAAAGCCCUUUCAAAACCCUUCUCCCUCCGCCAUCACCACCGCCACCUCACAGUUUCUUCCUCCACAUCCCCCAAUCCAUACAUCUCCUCUACCGUACCCGAUCUCCUCUCCGACAAACCACGCGACGAAUGCGGAGUCGUCGGCAUCAUCGGCGAUCCGGAUGCCGCUUACCUUUGCUCAGUCGCUCUCCACGCUCUCCAACACCGCGGCCAGGAAGGCGCCGGUAUCGUCUCCGCCGACUCCCGUGCCACUCUCCGCUCCGUCACCGGUCUCGGUCUCGUCUCCCAAGUCUUCCAAGACAAGUCUAAGCUCGACUACCUCUCCGGCACCGCCGCUAUCGGCCAUGUUCGCUACUCCACCGCCGGCUCCGCCUCCUCCCUUGCCAACGUUCAACCCUUCCUCGCCGGAUAUCGUUUCGGCCAGCUCGCUAUCGCCCACAAUGGUAAUCUUGUCAACUAUUCUUCUCUCCGUGCCCAAUUGGAGGAUUCUGGCUCCAUCUUCAACACCUCCUCCGACACUGAGGUCGUCCUCCACCUCAUCGCUAACUCCAGCUCUCGCCCCCUUAUCUCCCGCAUCGUCGAUGCCUGCGAGUCGAUUCAAGGUGCGUAUUCCCUCCUCUUCCUCACCGAGAACAAGCUAUUCGCCGUUCGCGAUCCCUUCGGAUUCCGCCCCCUUGUACUGGGUCGCCUCCGGCGACCCAGCCGCGGCAUCGUCUUCGCCUCCGAGACCUGCGCGCUUGAUCUAAUCGAAGCUGAUUACGAGCGUGAGGUAAACCCUGGGGAGAUCAUCUUGGUCGAUGGUCGUGACAUGUCUCUCUCUUCUCUCUGCCUCAUGCCUCCUAAACCUCGUAAAGCUUGCAUCUUUGAGCACAUAUACUUUGCUCUCCCGAAUUCCAUUGUGUUUGGGCGUGCAGUCUACUCUUCUCGAUACUCAUUUGGUGCUACAUUAGCCAAGGAAUCUCCUGUCCCCAACGCUGAUGUCGUUAUCCCUGUUCCUGACUCCGGUUUCUAUGCGGCGCUCGGCUAUGCUUCCCACUCUGGGAUUCCAUUUCAGCAAGGUCUUAUCCGCUCUCAUUACGUUGGCCGAACCUUUAUUCAACCAGAACAGAACAUCAGGGACUUGGCUGUGAGAUUAAAACUGGCUCCUGUGAGGGGGAUUUUGGAGGGGAAAUCGGUGGUGGUUGUUGAUGACUCCAUUGUUAGAGGAACAACGAGUUCUAAGAUUGUCAGGCUGAUUAAGGAUGCAGGAGCCAGGGAAGUUCAUAUGAGGAUUGCGAGCCCUCCUAUUGUUGGUUCUUGUUACUAUGGGGUUGAUACUCCCAGAUCAGAGGAGCUGAUUUCUAAUAAGAUGGAUGUGGAAGGAGUGAGAAAUGCGAUUGGAUGUGAUUCACUUGCCUUUUUGUCACUUGAGAGCCUUAGAAGCUUGCUUGGGGAGGAGGCUCCGAGUUUCUGUGAUGCUUGCUUCUCCGGGAACUACCCCGUUCCACCAAUUGAGAAUGAAGCAGAGAGGUUGGUAGCAGUGGAGGAAGAGUAAGGUUUCUUCUGUUUUUCUUUGCCUUGUUUAGAUUUUGGUGAUGAUGAUCCUUUCACUCUUGAUGAAGGGAAGUUUUGUUUAUCUUCUUUUUUUUUUCUCUUAUUUGAGUCUAAGCUGCUGGAAUUAUGAGAGUUUUAGAAUUAUUA
This is a messenger RNA of Phalaenopsis equestris, 1916 nucleotides long. RefSeq names its product amidophosphoribosyltransferase, chloroplastic-like. The coding region runs from base 142 to 1770 and encodes 542 amino acids. Gene Ontology annotation, cellular component: cytoplasm. The transcript is spliced from 2 exons. The record is from RefSeq and is a predicted model, not a curated record. Gene Ontology annotation, biological process: purine nucleotide biosynthetic process; purine nucleobase biosynthetic process. NCBI's taxonomy places the organism in Eukaryota, Viridiplantae, Streptophyta, Magnoliopsida, Asparagales, Orchidaceae. Gene Ontology annotation, molecular function: amidophosphoribosyltransferase activity.